Messenger RNA from Pseudoliparis swirei, 1068 nucleotides. It is a transcript of the gene card19, whose product is annotated as caspase recruitment domain family, member 19. The coding region runs from base 25 to 567 and encodes 180 amino acids. The record is from RefSeq and is a predicted model, not a curated record. Gene Ontology annotation, cellular component: mitochondrion. The transcript is spliced from 6 exons. Lineage: Eukaryota; Metazoa; Chordata; Actinopteri; Perciformes; Liparidae.
ACAGAGGACAGAGGGGACUCCACAAUGGGAGACAGUUUCCGCGAGCAGCUGGCGGAGGACAGCGCCUUCCUCAAAGCGGAGCGGAGGCUGGACACGGAGCUGGUCGACAAAGUGAUCCUGCAGCUGAACAGAAUCUACCCGCAAAUCCUCUCCGACAAGGAGGCCACAAAAUUCAGAAACUUGGACGUGCCCACAAGCGUCCGACUCGGUGAGCUUCUGGCGCAUCUGCAGGGGAAAGGAGAGGAAGCAUGCCGAGAGUUCUACAGAGCGCUUCACUUGCAUGUGGAGGAGGUGUACUACAGCAUGCCCACACGGCUCCGCCUCAGAGAUUCCUUAGAUCCACUGGCAUAUCCACGUAUCUACCAACAGAAAUAUGUUCUGAACGACAGAGGUCCCCUCUUCUUUAUGGGCUGUUUCAGCGUUGCCAUAGGAAUGUCUUUACUCUAUUACUACAGUGAGGCCAAAGUGACGGGAGGUAGCCGGACUCUCGGGAUGGCUGCUCUGGGUUUGAAAAGAAAAGCUCAGGAGGUUCUCAUAUGGUACACUGAAGAAAGACUCAUGAAGUGAGGGAGUGAGUCCCUCACAACCAGUCGCUUCAGCAGGACUGCUCUUAGAAAUGCCACUUGUACCAAAGCACAGCACAGUAUAUCUUUUCGAGAGUUGAAUGCUCAGUUUGUACACAGGUUUACUGCAUAUAGUUGUUUUUUUGUGUGAUCUAAAUUUCUCCGUUUGGAGAAGUUUAGAUAUGGGGUCAAAUCAGAUUUGCAUUUGGCACUUUUCUCUUAUUUUCCCAUGUGUUGAUAUCUAUUUAAGUGGAAUAAAGGAACUGCAUGCACUUAAAGGGUGAACACAGUGACGGCAAAAACAAGCUAAUUAAGCAAAUUUGACAACACUGACAACAAAUAUAUUUUCUUUAAAUUUCAUUAUUAGGAACAUGUGCUAACCAAAAAGGAAGUAUCUUUGCUCUGGCUGUCUGUGUAAUGUUUGAAUUGAAAAGGGAAAUAUUGACUGCACUAGUGAUAAAAUAUGGCAGUUUGAAUAAAUUAAGUAUCAAUAAUUGCAGGUACA